ACCUUUCCUCCCUCCCACCAUGCGCUUCUCAUCAGUCUUCCUAGUAGCGCUCGCGACAACGGCGUCCGCCUCCUGGUGGUCGUCGGAAGAGCCCGAAUACAACAAAUGGUCGACGAAGCAGCUGAAGCAGUACCUCGAGGAAAACAACGUUGCACUGCCUACCGGCACCCUCACUGAGGCCGAGCUCCGGGAGCGCGUGAAGGCCAACUGGCACGGCGCGCAGGCGUGGACGUACGACCAGUACAACUCGGCGCAGCAGGCGUUCGCCAACGUGCGCGACUCGACGUUCGACACGUGGGACGAGUCGCGGCUGCGCGAGUGGCUGGCCGAGCAGGGCGUCGCGGAGCCGAAGGGCCCGCGGGAGAAGCUCGUCCUGCUCGCGAAGCAGCGCUACCAGUCGUAUACGAAUGCCGCGUCCUCGUACGCGUCGCAGGCGUCUUCGGCCGGUUAUGACGCGAGCGCGUCGGUCGCGUCAUUCGCGGCGCAGGCGACCAACGACGUGGCGCGCGCCGUGGACGACACGAAGGACUACGUCUACUCCACCUGGGAUGACACCCGGCUGAAGGCGUAUCUUGUUGAGAAUGGGUACAUGAAGAGCAACGAGCAAAAGCGCCGCGAUGAGCUCCUCGGCAUGAUGCGCGAUGCAUACGCGAAGGUCACGAACCCAAUCUGGGAGGCGUGGACGGACUCCUACAUCCACGAAUGGCUCACAACGCACCGCAUCCUCCCAUCCACCGACUCCAUCCCCAGCCGUCAGGAGCUGGCGGACAAGAUGCAACUCUACUAUUAUGACACGAAGGAUAACGUGUACUCGACUUGGUCCGACAGCGAGCUGAAGAACUGGCUCAUCUCGCACGGCGUCAUUAAGUCGGACGCGCAGGCCUCGCGCGACAAGCUGCUCAAGAUGGUCCAGGACAACUACGCGACGGCACAGGAUACGGUCUGGUCCUCAUGGAGCGACAGCGACCUCCGCAGCUACCUCAUCGAGCACGGAUACCUGAAGAGCGACGAGCAGAAGAAGCGCGAGGAGCUUGUCAACCUCAUCAGCUCCAAGUACAAUGACAUCACGACGACCGCCGCGUCCUAUCUCACCUGGCCCGACGCGCGCCUGCGCGCCUACCUCCGCGAGCACGGCGUCGACGACACGAAAAUCCGUGGCAUGGACCGGACGAGCCUUUUGCAAGAGACGCGCAUCCGCUAUGUGCAGGGCAAGACGCGCUCGGACGCGCUCUGGGAGAAAGUCCGCAGCAUUGUGAAUGGCGCGGUCGGAAGUGCCGAGGACGGCCUCGCGCGCGUGGUCGAGGUUGUGCAGGGCAAUGCGGCAAAGGCAAGGGCGGAGGCGGACGCGACGACAGUGAAGGGGAAGGCGGAUGCCGCGUCAGCGAGCGUGCGGGCGAAGGCGAGCGCGUCAUCGGCGUCUGCGAAGGCGAAGGCGAAGACGGAGCUGUAAGCGGGUGACGGCGUGUCUCUGGAGAUGAUGGCUGCUGUAUUGCUGCUUCGAGGGAUGCUUGGAUUCCCCGACCUGGCCCGGCCGAAUGGACUGCUGCACUCACGAACGAACGACGAGCAUCUACACACGAGCGAAAGUAACCUACUUAGUGUAACCUGUAUUAUAGUGCUUUGUAAUGGCGCCUAGCAUAUGCCAGAAAAUUUGUUGCACCGUGCAGGUGUUGUUUUGGUGUGCUUCUUUACUGACGGACGGUCAGCGAAAGGCGGGACAGCGUAAAGCGGCAUG
Molecule: messenger RNA, 1735 nt
Organism: Schizophyllum commune H4-8
Lineage: Eukaryota; Fungi; Basidiomycota; Agaricomycetes; Agaricales; Schizophyllaceae
Exons: 4
Coding region: 20-1450 (476 amino acids)
Source: RefSeq, a predicted model, not a curated record